AAGUCCUUGAGCUUGCUUUUACCCUAAUACAUAUAUCCAGUCUGUGUUCAAUGUUCCCUUUCCCUCAUGAUCAUCAAAACAAAGAUUUGGAAUUCCAAACAUCUUCGACUCCCCACCAAGAAGAUUUUAUGCAGCAGAAUCUGAUCAUGAUGGGGGGUAGCCAUGAGGUUUUGCCAUCUGAUUUGCAGGGAUGUGGUCUGUCCAAUAUUAAUAUCAGUGAAGCAAAUAUUAAUAAUGUGGCUACUGAUCCUCACCAAAGGAAGAUCAUGCGUAGGGACAACGAGCGCCAAAGAAGACAAGUUAUGGGGAUUCAUACUGCAUCACUCCGAUCCCUCCUCCCUCUUGAGUUAAUCAAGGGAAAACGCUCAAUCUCCGAGCAAAUCAAUGAAGCAGUGAAUUAUAUAAAGCAGCUGAGAGAGAAGAUACAGAGACUGAAUACCAAGAGGGAAGAGCUAAGAAGGGUGUUUAAACAAUACAGUAGUUCUGCACAUGACUUCAAUCCUGAAAUUGAAGGAAAUUCGGGUACCAAGAGUACUUCCGAUAUCAUGGUUGGCCCAACAUGUUGGGGUGGAGUAGAAAUUGUGGUAAGUACUAGUAAUAAAAAUUGCAGUGAGCUAGAAGGGUUUGCUCUUUCAGGAGUACUGAAAGCAUUGCUCGCGGAGGGGCUUAGCGUUGUAAAGUGUGUUUCCACCACAGUCAAUCAGAGGUUGUUUCACACAAUUCAGUGUGAGGUCGACGAUUUGUCAUGUCAGAAUUUAACUGAGCUGCAACUGAAACUGAAGUUUAUCUGCGAUUCCGGCUAGUCAGCAUAUGGCAUUUUAUAUGGGAGAUAGGUAUGCACUUCACUACGUUAAUUGAUCAUCUUUGAUCAGAACGAAGCCUAUUAUAAGUUGUUUGUUGUGUUUGCUUGGUGUUCAACCUAUCAUAUACUAUAUAUGUCUCGCUCUUUUGUGUUGCUUUAUUUUGACUUGAGUUUUGUGAAACCUAAUUACUGUACAAUGUUUAUGAACUUGGAUAACUAA
Argentina anserina (silverweed cinquefoil) is the source of this 1022-nucleotide messenger RNA. Its product is annotated as transcription factor bHLH36-like. Gene Ontology annotation, cellular component: RNA polymerase II transcription regulator complex. The transcript is spliced from 3 exons. Bases 51 to 803 code for a protein of 250 amino acids. Gene Ontology annotation, molecular function: DNA-binding transcription factor activity, RNA polymerase II-specific; RNA polymerase II transcription regulatory region sequence-specific DNA binding; protein dimerization activity. Gene Ontology annotation, biological process: regulation of transcription by RNA polymerase II. Lineage: Eukaryota; Viridiplantae; Streptophyta; Magnoliopsida; Rosales; Rosaceae. The record is from RefSeq and is a predicted model, not a curated record.